GUCACUGGCGAAAGUCUUCAUUUUGGUCUGGAGACACGACCACGACAUCAGUCUCUGCGUUUUACGGUUGGCCUUCGUUCCUUGACCAUAGUGGAUGAACGUCGACGCUGGAGCAUCGCGGAGCCGUCUCACGAACUACGCCCACUUCUGCCCUUGGUUGUGGUUCCACAGGCCUCAGCUACUGUCAGUGACGAAAGGCGUGGACUAUUUUGGCUGGCUUACGAAUUAAAUCCGCCGGGUCUUGCGUCAACAUCGAGCUUAAAGGUCCGGACAGACCCGCUAAGGAUAGUCUAUCAGCCUGAAUUAUUCCUACAAGCUGUCAAGUUCUUCCAACCGGGAAAUUUGAGGUCUGGAAGAGUUGCGGCGGCAAAUACAUACACAGCCAUCAUGGCGCGAACUGAGGCCAACCUGCGUGCCGUGAUCAAAAAUGCUGAUAUAGAGGAUGAAUUACUCGCCCCAGAACUAACUACAGACGCACCUGAAUCGGUUAAGCGACCUGUUUUAAAGGAAUCCUCUCAAUGGCUGUUCGAUUUUGACAUUGCUGCUCCAAAGAUCCUUUUUACCGACCGACUGUGGCCAACUUCCUCAUCGUCCAGAGAGGAAAAGGCCUCCGUCUUAGGCGUCCUCUGUGACUUUGGUCACUUUCACCUGUCUAACAAAGCGAUGGAAGACUCAAAGGAGUCCAAAUUGGAGGAGACAAAGUCUACCACGCCUCGUGCGAAGAUUUCGUUCGACGAGGAAAGAACUGACGAAGAGGAUGACUUUGCAACACCCUGCGGCAGUCCGGAGCCCUCGGACAACGAAGAGGGGGAGGAGAAGGACAACGAAAAUGAACUCACUAUAACCCAAACUGACGCAAAUCGCAGACGAUCUUCCCAAGUGUCUUCCCGUCCCAAAAAGUUGUAUGAAACUUAUACCCUGCGCUUAGACGACCUUCGUGUGUUGACCGGCCGAAUGGGCGAUUUGCAAAAAUCAGGUCUUUGGGCGGAAGUCGACGACUCCGGCGCGACAUUAGGUAAUUCCUUGGGCCGUAAUUUCCUGGUUUUAUAA
This is a messenger RNA of Dibothriocephalus latus, 1050 nucleotides long. The record is from the annotation of a GenBank genome assembly. NCBI's taxonomy places the organism in Eukaryota, Metazoa, Platyhelminthes, Cestoda, Diphyllobothriidea, Diphyllobothriidae.